Molecule: messenger RNA, 2106 nt
Organism: Aspergillus pseudonomiae
Lineage: Eukaryota; Fungi; Ascomycota; Eurotiomycetes; Eurotiales; Aspergillaceae
Product: UDP-Glycosyltransferase/glycogen phosphorylase
Exons: 13
Coding region: 1-2106 (701 amino acids)
Biological process (GO): carbohydrate metabolic process
Molecular function (GO): hexosyltransferase activity
Source: RefSeq, a predicted model, not a curated record
AUGACCGUUAAGGAAGACAUCCCAAUUGACGACAGUCAUCGGGCACCGCAUGACAGUUCCGAUCCACCACCGGCGUAUUCACCUCGGGCUUCGUCAAUUGCUUCCUCUGAGACCUCCUUGUGGACGGUGGAGCCGGAUUUCGCACCUGAUUUCACAAAUACUUUCCAACAAGGGAGUGAUUGCGCUACAGUUUGUGAAAAUCAGCAGUUUAUCACUGAUCCAGGAUCCGGGUCGCGUACAUCGGCAUUCAUCCAAGCAUUUCUGCGACCGAAAGCGCAACCACGGCUGAUAAAUCUGCAAUCUGAUUCACAUUCCCUGCUAGAAGAUGGUCCAUCCGACAGACAGCCACGAUCGGAGCUCAGAGGAGCACCCUUGGACAUUGUGAUAAUGGUCGUGGGAGAGAAUAUCGAGCCAUUUGUUGCAGUUGGUACUCGACUGCUUCGGGACUCACAUCGGGUUCGGAUUGCCGCGCAUGCCUCAUGUGAAACCUUGGUAAAAGACCAAGGCCUUGACUUUUUCGCUAUUAGCUACGAUAUGAUCCAUCCGCUGGCAAGUGGACCUAGUAGGAUGAACGAGGGUCCCGGUAGCAUCAAGGGUUCACUAUAUCAAAGCUAUCACAACUCGUGGAGAGCAUGCAUUGCGUCAUACAAAGGCGAACGCCGACCCUUCCUCGCGGACGCGAUUAUUGCGAAUCCACUAGCCCACGCGCAUAUACAUUGUGCUGAGCGACUUUCAAUUCCUCUGCAUAUCAUGUCGACCGUGAUUUGGAAAGGGAGUGAAGCCAUGGACCAAGGCAUGACGAAUAUUCUAUCUUAUGCACUCAUCGAGGAGACCAUCUGGAACACCAUCAUUGAGCCCAUAAACCGAUUCCGGCAACAUGUCUUAGGUCUUAACAGCAUCUCAUCAGCUACCGGUGGAAGACUCAUAAUCGACAACGAGGUUCCCCAUACCUAUUUCUGCCCUGAAGUACUUGUUUCAAGACCAAGUGAUUGGGGUAGUAUGAUUAGCUCACCACCGAUAUACUUCAUGGUGCGAGAACACACUAUGGAAACCCCUGGUAUGCUGGCACGAGCCAUACAGGAUACCGUGGUAAAGCGCGGGCUUCGUGCCAUACUGUCACAAGACUGCCGUGAUAUUUGUAGAAUUCUAAACCACAACGACGUGUUCCUGGUUGAUAAUAUCCCUCAUGCAUGGCUUAUGCCACGGGUUGCCGUCGUUGUCCACUCAGGAAGUGCUGAUCAUAGCGCACUGGCCUUACGAUAUGGAAAGCCAAGCGUGGUAAUCCCGCAUACAACAGAUCAGCUAUCAAGAGGUAUAAGCCUGUCUUGCAUUGGUGCAGCUGCUGCACCACUCACGAGCAACGUGCUUUCUUCCGACGUAUUAUACCAGGCACUAGAAUUCUGCCUUCGUGCAGAUAUUCAAGAGUCAACUCGUGUUGUUCAAAGGCAGGUACAUGAUGAAUCAGGUCUUAAGAGCGCCAUUCAAGCAUUUUAUCGUUGGUUACCACCGCAGGUCCAGAAAUGUGACAUCACGAACCAGAACCUGGCUAUGUAUCAGAUCUGGAAUAAGCCAUCGUCGAAGAUCUCUCCUGAAGCAGCCGCAGUUCUGCUGGAAGAACGGCUCAUAAAACAGACUGAUAUUGUGUUAAUUACCCGCCAGGCUUAUAAUAUCCAAUGCGAAAGCUCAAGGCCUUUUAAGGAUACUGCAAGGGAUUAUUGGAACGGGGCCACGACUGCCGCAAAGAAUAUCGCCACAGCCUCGGAUCUGGUUAGCAUGCUGCCCCGGAUGCAACGCAAGCCUAAGAGAAAGAAUCUGGCCAAGGACGUUGGUAUCGGUACGGCGAGAUUCUUUGGAAACAUUGCUCUGCUUCCCUUCACAAGCACCGCACUGGUCGUUAAUACUGUUGCAUAUGGUGUGAAGGGGGCUAAGGGAGCCAAAGCACUAGAUAGAGAGAGCACUGUACCUGAUACAGCUGCAUCGGAUGAAGAGCAUGCUGAAGCUAUCUGUCGCAGACACCUUGAUCGCGGGUUUAAGAGUCCGAUGCUCAAGAAUCCGGAUUUUCGGCGGCUGGUGAUUAAUAAAUACCAGAGUUGGGGGUCAACAUAG